Microplitis mediator is the source of this 1002-nucleotide messenger RNA. RefSeq lists its product as uncharacterized. The transcript has a single exon. The record is from RefSeq and is a predicted model, not a curated record. Bases 151 to 882 code for a protein of 243 amino acids. Lineage: Eukaryota; Metazoa; Arthropoda; Insecta; Hymenoptera; Braconidae.
GAAGCUAGACCAGGCACGACGAUAAAAUUAUUCAUAUAUUAAAUAAGAAGGUUCUAGCGUUAUUAAGCGUGUUAUUAUAUUUAUAUAUAUAUUAGUUGUAACAGUUUGUAAUAAGUCUCGUUCAUAGUCUAUAAAAAAAAGUAAUUAACGAUGACAUAUAUCGUUUGUUCAAUGUUUAUUGUAUCAAUUAUUUUCAUGUGUUUAUACCAAUUACAGCAAAUUAACGCAAGUGAAACAAAUAAAAAGUCAUUAAAAUUAUUCAGCGCUUUAAAUGUCAACACUUUUAGAAUACAAAAUAGAAAAAUAGAUGAUUGCAAUUUAGAACGACAAUAUUGCUUUCAUGACAGUGAUUGUUUUAACCGUUGCAGGUCUAAGAAUGGUGAAUUUCUUUGUAUCGCUGGCAAAUGUAAGAUUUCAGUUAACUUUACAAAGCCGGAUGGCACUGAAGAAUGUAAAUUAAAAGAGGGUAUGGCGCCAUUUUUAGUCGGCAUACCAGAAUUAGGAACUGUUGCACCACUUUGUAAGUCAGUUGAUCCCGGUAUUGUUUACAAAGAUGUAAAAACAGGGAAAAUAAAAAACAGAAUGUGCGAAAACGGUGAUAUUAAAAGUAUAGAUUAUUUAACUGAGUGGCCUGAUUCACACCAAUGUGGCUGCGAUAACGACCAAGUACUUGUCGUUAUUCCCAGAACUGAAACAGUACGUCAACAUGUAAAGUGUGUGGAUGCUAUACAUGCUUGGCUCUAUGCUGAAAAUAAAUUACUUUUCGAUAAAAAAUCAACGAACGAGACUCCAGAUAGCUCAAAUAGUAAGAAUCAUCAAUUAACCGCGCCUAAAGACUACUGGGAAAUUUACAAGAACGCCAGAGAGCGAGGCAUAUACUGAUCGCACAGAUGCAAUAUAAUACAAUACCACUUACAUAUAUAAAAAUAACACAGAGAUAUUAUCCUUCGGUUUACAGAACCCAAAGAUUUAAAAUUUUAAAACAGUAUUGAAAAUGAUUUU